AUGCCCUGGACUAGGCCGCAGGUGGAGGUGCAACCGGGCGCUGCGGAGGCCCCACAACCGGCGGCGGCGGCGCAGGACCACCACUACGAGGGCUCGCUGUUCCCCACCUCAACACUGGUGCCGGUGACGGUGGUGUGCAUGGCCAUCUUCCUGGUGGGUGUGGCCGGCAACACCAUGACCAUCCUGAUCAUCCAGCACUCCAAGGACAUGAAGACCACCACCAACCUGUACCUGUCCAGCAUGGCGGUGUCCGACCUGCUCAUCUUCCUGUGCCUGCCCUUCGACCUGUACCGCCUGUGGCAGUACGUGCCCUGGCUGUUCGGUGAGGUGGUGUGCCUUCUCUACCACUACGUCUUCGAGGGCUGCACCUCGGCCACCAUUUUGCACAUCACGGCGCUCAGUGUGGAGCGCUACCUGGCCAUCAGCUUCCCGCUCAGGACCAAGGCGCUGGUGACCAGGCGGCGGGUGCAUUACGUCAUUGCCGCCCUAUGGGCCUUCGCCCUGGUGUCGGCGGCACCCACGCUCUUCCUGGUGGGCGUGGAGUACGACAACGACACGUGGCCCGACCUCGCCGCCGGCCAGUGCAAGCACACGGGCGACGCCAUCAGCUCGGGCCAGCUGCACAUCAUGCUGUGGGUGUCCACCGGGUACUUCUUCUGCCCCGUGCUCUGCCUGCUCCUGCUCUACGGCUCCAUCGCCCGCAAGCUGUGGAAGAGCAAGGGCGACAUACAGGGAACUAGUGCCUUGGCGCGCGAGCGCUCGCACCGUCAGACCGUCAACAUCCUGGUGGUGGUGGUGCUGGCCUUCAUCAUCUGCUGGCUGCCAUACCACAUCGGACGUAACCUGUUUGCCCAGGUGGACGACUACGACACAGCCAUGUUGAGCCAGAACUUCAACAUCGCGUCCAUGGUGCUGUGCUACCUCAGCGCCUCCAUCAACCCGGUGGUCUACAACCUCAUGUCACGCAAGUACCGCGCUGCCGCCAAGCGCCUCUUCCUGCUGCACCGCCAGCCCCGGGGACCCCGACGUCAGCCCCGGGGUCCCCACCUCCAGCGCCGCCGCAUGGAGCAUGUGGCCUCGCUGGACCAGAGCUUGACGAGCGUGUGA
Messenger RNA from Nerophis ophidion (straightnose pipefish), 1107 nucleotides. RefSeq names its product motilin receptor (gene mlnr). Gene Ontology annotation, molecular function: G protein-coupled peptide receptor activity. Gene Ontology annotation, cellular component: plasma membrane. Gene Ontology annotation, biological process: G protein-coupled receptor signaling pathway. The record is from RefSeq and is a predicted model, not a curated record. The transcript is spliced from 2 exons. Bases 1 to 1107 code for a protein of 368 amino acids. NCBI's taxonomy places the organism in Eukaryota, Metazoa, Chordata, Actinopteri, Syngnathiformes, Syngnathidae.